GCUUUCGCGGAAUAGACUGCAAAGUGAAUCGACUGUGGUAGUUUGAGGGGCGUAAACCCCUCCAGUACGUUACGGCUGAAGUGGGCAGACGAGGUGUUUUUUUUUUUUUUUUUUUGCGCUCUGCACCGUGGCCUCAAACGAACCGGUCGGGGAUUUCUCUGUUUGUGCUGGAACUGUUUAGGAACCAAACGCGCUCGCUAACAAGUCCGGCGGGUAACUUGCAAAAGGUUUCGCACGACUGAGACGUCUCGGAGCCUUUUUUCGAACUGACGCGGGUUGGAAAUGAAACUGAACGCAGACAGACGCAGCAGCGGAUGUACAGUCCUGUGAUGCCCCACAAGGAACUGUGAGAUGAGAAGCCAGUCAUUUGGAAUUGGUGGUAAAUUUGAAUGAGGAGUGCCGGAGGUGUCAUCGUCAUGGCCAAACUUGUCAAGGCGCCCAUCAGAUUCUUGCCCCAGGAAUGGAACUACUCGAACAAGACCCACUACAACAAUGCAGAGGUCCAGAGGUCCCGUUCGGAACGGUUGGUUGCAGAGAGCGAGAGGCUGGUGGAUGAGAUCGAGAACACCACGAGGAAAACACAGAGAGACGUCAACAAAAAACUCGAGCAGCGGAUCGAAGAGAUCACUUACUGGAAGAAAGAGCUCAACACCAAGCUUGAUGAGCUCAUCAUCGAGAAUGACCUCUUGUUGGCACAAAAGACCCGUCUGCUGAAAGCCCUGGACAAGCUACAGGAGCCUCUCUGUAUCGCUCAGCAAUGCCUGGUAAAUCGGGAAAACCGGGUGGGGAUCGACCUGGUGCACGAUGAGGUGGAGAGGGAACUCAUGAAGGAGGUGGAGGUUAUACAGGGCGUUAUGGCUCUGCUACAGAGGACCCUCGAGCAAACGGAUGAGCAGAUCAGGUUAAACCGUUCUGCUCAAUUCUACCUGGAAAAGGACCUGAAGGAUAAGUUCACUGCCCUGACCGUGGAUGACUACGCUGCCUCGAUGACCAACAACACUCCGGACAUCAGCUACGUGGCCAACGUGGUCAGGAUUGAGGGAAACUCUGUCACCCCGCAGGAGUGGAUUGAUUUCACCAACACCAACAUCGUGAAGGCGGACAAGCAGAAGAAUAGCUCCAAGGCUCUGCGUUCCCUGAUCGACAGCAUCCUCGCCGAGACCACCAACGACGUCCUCAAGCAGAACGAGGCCGUGAAUCUCGCCUUCAAAUUCCGCAUUCAGGAGACCAAGGACGCCAAGUGCAAACUGGAAGUGCACCUCAACAGGGUGCUGAGUGAGAUUGCAGCCCAAGAGAAGAACAUUGAUCUUCUUAAAAAGACCAUCAUGGAUAAGGAGGGUCCCCUGAAGUUGGCGGAAACCCGUCUGGACACUCGGACAAAGCGGCCCAACGUGGAGCUCGUGCGAGACCCUGCUCAGUACCGUCUGAUCAGUGAAGUGCAGGAGAUCACAACCAAUGUGGACAGACUCCGCGAGACCCUCGGACAGGCUGAGAUGGAGCUGAAGGGCUUACGGCGGAACCAGCUGGCAUUGGAGGAAGAUAUUCAGGUGAAGGAAAACACCCUGUACAUCGACGAUGUGCUGAACAGCAACCUGAGGAAAUCCAUCUCCGUCAACUACUUCUAGUCCCCAGUCUACACAGCCCUGAGCAACUAGUCUUAGUCAUUUUGUCAUUGGAUCAACUCUGUGUAAGGAAAAUGAACUUGACUUUAAAACCAAUCAUGAUUAGCUGUUCCCUCAAUCACCUGUUAAGUU
Molecule: messenger RNA, 1754 nt
Organism: Callorhinchus milii (elephant shark)
Lineage: Eukaryota; Metazoa; Chordata; Chondrichthyes; Chimaeriformes; Callorhinchidae
Gene: tekt1
Product: tektin 1
Exons: 8
Coding region: 390-1625 (411 amino acids)
Biological process (GO): cilium movement involved in cell motility; cilium assembly
Cellular component (GO): microtubule cytoskeleton; nucleus
Source: RefSeq, a predicted model, not a curated record